AUGUCGAGCCGCACUCCUCAGCCCACGCGUCCCACCUUUCUCUCUUCCAUGUCCCUCCUCGACCUCGAAAAGAAGCGAGGCGAUGCGAGCUCAAAAGAUCGAAAGCGUCGCUCGUCCAUCUCUUCGAUAGACACGCACACCUCCACCUCCUCCUCUUCCUCCACCUCCGACAAGCCGCUAUUGAAUCCUUUGGCUCUCAGCAGCUCCAUCCUCCCCGAUCUCAGGUUUGAACAGAGCUACUUGGCUAGUAUCAGGGGCUACGUUCACGAACUGGAGCAUGAAGCUGCUCAGGAUAUCAAAGCAGCUAGAAAAGAAGGAGAUGAUCUGGCCGAGAAGACGGGCGGCGCGAAUCUCAAAGAGGGAGAAAAGGGAGAGCGUCUCGUCGUGGACGAAGCUUCACAGUCGGGCGCGAAGAAGGUGCAGCUGUCCAAGUCUCCCAAGGGAGAGCCUGAGCUUUGGCUGGGUAGUCUGAGGAUCGAAUGGGUGCCCCUUCUCUACCUGACCAUUCGAGACCAGCUGCUUUCUCCCUUGAUCCAAGGCGCAGUGUGGGGAUUGGCCGGUAUUGCGCUAGUCAAGGCUAGACAAGCAGCUGUCGUUGUCGCCAGAGUAGGAUUGAGAGAAGCGAUGAACCAAUCCGGAUGGAGAAGAUGA
Messenger RNA from Ceraceosorus guamensis, 651 nucleotides. RefSeq lists its product as hypothetical. Gene Ontology annotation, molecular function: mitochondrion autophagosome adaptor activity. NCBI's taxonomy places the organism in Eukaryota, Fungi, Basidiomycota, Exobasidiomycetes, Ceraceosorales, Ceraceosoraceae. Gene Ontology annotation, biological process: mitophagy. The transcript is spliced from 2 exons. The record is from RefSeq and is a predicted model, not a curated record. Bases 1 to 651 code for a protein of 216 amino acids.